UGAAGUAGUCGUUGAGUUAGGAACCAUGUGGUGUAACCUUCCCUUUGUACUUAUUUGUUUGAAUCCUGUUUAUGGGUGGGUACUUAAAGUAUUUGAAGCCCGGGAUGGAUCUACGUCAACUAUGACUCUCACCACCGGAGAUGGGGGGCCGCCCAUUCCAGAUCGUACUAGAUGCGUUCAAGCCAUCUUACCAGAUAACUCGAAUGCCCUUAAUAGUUAUGGUAGUUGCUCUACAUUGUGGAAUUGGAGCAAUUGCACUGUGGAUUUCGGAGCCUCUUCAUCAAUUUUGUCCGGACGUUGUUUUUUUGGCCAUGAAAGAGAUUAAAUGUCGUCAAAAUAACGGAUUCUUCAACUUUUGUGGCAGAAAAUUUUGUACAGACCCUCGCGAUGGAAAUUGGGGAAGUUGGUCAUCCGAAGUUUGCAAUGCUCAAAUUUGCGGAAGUGGCCAGGUGGUCCGCACUCGUAAUUGCGACAAUCCUGUUCAACAAAUUGUUGGAUUGCCGUGCUCUGGCUCCGAUUCAGAUACCGAAACGGAAACUAUCAAAGCCUGUGAUAUAGAUUGCAAGGGUGAAAGUAAGUGACAUUUUGAAAAAAGCACAAGUUUGUUGUUUUACCAUGUAAUUCUCAGGCAUGUAGAAAUCUAGCACAUAACCUUUUUCGUCAAAAAUUGUCUUUUGCUUUUGCAAAGUUAUUUUUGAACUUUACUUGCUACAUUCAAUUUUCCUUGCUGUUUGUAAUAAGUAAAUGUGCAAAAAUUGAGGAGAGGUAGGAGACUUGUACAAACUCAUCGAUUUUAUCCACUCAAAAGUAUUGUCAUUACAUGGCUGAUUUCGCUUAUCAUGGGACAGCAGGAACAAAACCGGUUAAAUCAUCAAAUGAUUCGAUACAUCAAUGAGUCCCAUGGUUCACACCCUGCACCAAAAGGCUGACUUCUGACUGAAAGAAUGAGGAUUCUUGAAUUUUGCAAAUGAGCCUCUUAUAGAAAUAAAAUAGGGCCUAUUGGACCACUUCAUCCCAAUUCAACUCCUGGCUAUACUACUUGAUUUUAAAUGAUGGUAAAAAAAGCUUAGUUAGCCAUUUAGCACUUCUUUGUUGCAACAUUCAUCCAAAGCCUCAAGUGGAAAUUCAAGUUGUGUAUUUAUUAUUUUUGCCUUUUUCCCCUUCGACGUGUUAUCGCACUCAGUAAUAUGUGUACCCUUUCAUCGAUGUAAGAACUUAUCAUUCUAGGAAUAUACCUCAACGCUGGUCCUGAACUUACACUUGCACCUUAGAAGAAUCCUAUACAGCAGUUGGAGUUUUGCUCCUCAAAUGGCCUUGGCACUAUUUUGUGAUCGCAUUGGUUUUUGCCCAUGAAUACAUUUCACAAUUUGUCGGUCACACUAUGGUAUCACCAGAACGUAAUUCUAAUCCCAAUGCAAACAGCUAUGCUUCCACAUGUUGAAAUUUGUUACAAAAAAUUGGUUAUUUUUUCGGUUUUGAUCACAACUUCUGUUUUCGCUUCAUGGGUAGGUUUUGGAUUAACCAGACGAGCUGAGGAGCCCAUGUGACUAAUGCAUCAACUAAUUUACGACAAUCUGUCAAGGUUCUUUGGGUUUGGGUAGUUUGAACAUUUUUUCUAAUUCUUAGCUUGGCACCGAGGUCGUCGAAACUGAUUUUCCGAUAGCUUUAUGGCUUAAGUUUUAAAAUAGAAAGAGAGGUUCCUUGAAUCUCCACUAGACGCAAUGAAACUUCAGAGUGGUAAAAAUACCUAUUAAAGUUUUGAUGGAAAUUCCCAAGCACAUCUUGGCCUUUUUCUCAAUCAGAAAAUCAUGGGGAACAAUUUUAUUUCAUUGUUUUAUGAAAUUCUAGCCCACAUAAAAAA
Tigriopus californicus is the source of this 1861-nucleotide messenger RNA. Its product is annotated as hemicentin-1-like. Bases 141 to 581 code for a protein of 146 amino acids. The transcript has 4 exons. Lineage: Eukaryota; Metazoa; Arthropoda; Copepoda; Harpacticoida; Harpacticidae. The record is from RefSeq and is a predicted model, not a curated record.